AUGGCAUCAUUUGAGGCAACCAUUAGCCUGAAUAACUCUCGGGCAGCGGUCAUCGAACGCGUUUACAAGAAGCUGCUCACAGAAGAGGCGAAAAGCCUCACAAUCUCCAAUCUCCAGGGUAAACUCGAGAUCCUGGAGAUCUACUGGGAAAAAUUCGAGAGCACUCAUCAGAAGCUCAUCGCUGGCAGCGGCAAGAUCGAAGGGAUCCUUGAAUUGCCGUACUUCAAGGACCAUCGGUUCGACAUUACUAUCGGGCAUUAUCAUGAGGCAAGGGGUAUUUUAAGCCAGCUCAUUGAUAAAAGGGGGAUCUCAGGUUCAUCUCGUCGGUCUCUCGCGUCUGGGACGGCUCAGCCCACAUACUCCAAGCGUUAUCUCCCUGAGAUUUCUCUGCCCAAGUUCGGAGGGGCCUAUGCGGACUGGCGCUCGUUCCGCGAUCUUUUCGCGUCUCUGGUCGGCUCGAAUACGGAUCUAUCCAACGUGGAGAAGAUGCAUUAUCUUCGUACUAGUCUCUCAGGGGAGCCAGCUCAACGCAUCGCGAAUCUUACGAUCUCGGAUGAGUCAUUCUCGAUUGCAUGGGAACUGCUCUUGUCUCGCUACGAGAAUAAGCGACUGCUCAUUUCAGCUCAUUUGGAACAACUCCUCAGUCCCCCAACCAUGACUUCUCACAGUGCCAAAGAGCUCAAUGCCCUGCUCACUGUCACCUCUGAGGCACUUAACGCUCUGGAGGCUCUCGGCUCCCCAACCUCCCAGUGGGACCAGGUGAUCGUACAUACGGUCUCGCAACGGCUCAGCUCAAAGCUUCGUGAAGCCUGGGAGGUCAAGGUCGGUUCAUCGGCGGAGUAUCCUUCAUACAAAGACUUCAAGGAUUUCCUCACUGGGAGAGCUCGCGCGAUGGAGAGCAUCGAGAUUAACUCGGUUCCUCGUGCUCCUGCCACAAAGCCCUCCAAUGUCAGCUCAUCCAAGCAGUCGACCGCUGCGAAGGUUCACCACGGCACCGCUCAACCACCACAAAAAUCGAGGCCAGCUCCCAAGUCCGCUCCAUCGGGGAAGGUCACGUACCCGUGCUCGAUGUGUGAGGCAGACCAUUACCUCACAUCCUGCUCAUCCUUCCGUCAACUUUCGGUAUCAGCUCGUAGGGAGGUAGUAGAGCGUCGCUACCUCUGCUACAAUUGCCUUGGUCGGCACUCGGUGAGGGACUGCAGGUCCAAGACCAAGUGCCAGUAUUGCGGGGGCCUCCACCACUCGAUGCUCCACAACCAGCCAUCGAGUCAGCCUCAACGUCCAGCUCAGCAGAGGCAACAGACCAACUCAACCCAGCAAAAGGCCGUUCCGGUGGUGACCUACACCCACGAAAACGACAUCCCCAUGGUGGUGACUGGUGACCAAGGCCAGUCAACGUCGUCGGAAUGA
This is a messenger RNA of Diachasma alloeum, 1410 nucleotides long. RefSeq lists its product as uncharacterized. Lineage: Eukaryota; Metazoa; Arthropoda; Insecta; Hymenoptera; Braconidae. The record is from RefSeq and is a predicted model, not a curated record. The transcript has a single exon. Bases 1 to 1410 code for a protein of 469 amino acids.